CACUCGCGCGCACAUACGAACACACUCGCGCGCACCCGUAUAUCACUUCCCGGGCGCAUUCGGACUCAGGGAGGAGACGGGAAGAAAAUACAUAGCGCCAUGUCCGAGAAGGUGUUGCCUGUGAUUGACCUCCGGCUGGCUCGGGGGUCGACGCGCCCGGGUCUCGUGAAGCAGCUGAAGAAGGCGCUGACGGAGGUCGGGUUCAUCUACCUCGUCGGCGUCGAAGGCUACGACGAAGAGGAGCUGCUGCGCCUCACCAAGUGGUUCUUCAGUUUGCCUCUGGAGAUGAGGAUGAGGAUUUCCAAGAAGUCCUUUAAUCCGGAAUGUGAACACGAAUACAGGGGCUUCUUCCCUGUGAUUCCCGGCGAAGUGUCUCACAAGGAAGGAUUCGAAAUGGGCCCUAAAGUUGAAAACCGACCGAUUCCCGCCAAAACCGUCGCCGCCAGACUCUUCAAUGAGGAUAACCAAUGGCCGACUGAGGACCCUGCGGGAGAUGCCAAUAUGCCCAAACAUUUCAGGACAUGGAUGGAGGAAUACCACAGCAAUAUGACCGAAGCCUCCCUGGAACUCCUUCGUCUCAUCGCUGAGGGGUUCGAGGCGCCCACGGAGUUCUUCACGCCCAUGUUCACGGGGAACCACCUGUCCACGCUGCGCCUCAUCCACUACCCACCCCGCCCAAACCCGCCGGAGGAAGCGCGUGAUGGUGAAUAUGUGAUCCAGACGGCCGAACACAGGGACACGGUGAUGGUAACACUGCUGGCCACCUUCAAGGACUACCCCGGCCUCCAAGUGCGCUGGAUAGACGACACUCUGCUGGACGUCCCUCACCGCCCUGGCCAUCUGGUGGUCAACAUUGGCGCUCUCCUGGCCACCAUCAGCGGAGGGAAGCUGAAGGCCACGCGACAUCGCAUCAUCGACUGCUGCGGCGACCGGUUUUCGGUCCCCUUCUUCUUGGAGCCUCGGUACGACGCCAACAUCAACGUGGUCCUGCCCGGUGGGACGCCCGAAUUGUCCAGUGACGAGGACGAGUGCGUGGAGUACGGACCUUGGCUGUUCAAGCUGACGACCAGGUUUGCCGAGUACAGAGAUCUGAUCGAGAGAGCUUCUAAGGAGAGUAUCCCUGCCUAUUAAGGGAUUGAGAAAAGUGUUCUGUGUAUUAUGUGGAUUAUUUUUUAAGGUUUAUUCUUGGUGAUGUGAAGAAUUAUAGGUUAUUGGUAUAUUCUGAAGAUAGAUUUUAUUAACUUUAUUCUUGGUGAUGUGAAGAAUUAUAGGUUAUUGGUAUAUUCUGAAGAUAGAUUUUAGUAGUAAAGGUUUGAGGCAGUAGAGGGUUGUGGUAUCUCAUGGUGUUUUUUUUAUCUGUGUAUGUAAGCUCUACUUAUAGUGUCUGAUACAGUGAUGCAUAUUUUGUACUUUGUGCUAUGUAUUGUAUGUUAUUGGAUAAUAUAGUGUAAGGGAACGUGUACAUGGGUGGCCACACUGUCAAAGUAUCAUGGAACACUCCCCAAGAAAGUUAGAGGAAUUAUGAUACAAGAUAUAUAAAAAAAAUGCUUUAGAUUUACAUGAUUCUGGUAAUGUAAUAUCGGUAAUAUU
This is a messenger RNA of Penaeus vannamei (Pacific white shrimp), 1590 nucleotides long. The record is from RefSeq and is a predicted model, not a curated record. Lineage: Eukaryota; Metazoa; Arthropoda; Malacostraca; Decapoda; Penaeidae.